Messenger RNA from Maylandia zebra (zebra mbuna), 586 nucleotides. RefSeq lists its product as uncharacterized. The record is from RefSeq and is a predicted model, not a curated record. Gene Ontology annotation, cellular component: membrane. Gene Ontology annotation, biological process: sperm-egg recognition. Lineage: Eukaryota; Metazoa; Chordata; Actinopteri; Cichliformes; Cichlidae.
CUAACACACGCACACGUAACUCGGACCUAACCUAGUUAUUUUAAGAAGACUUGUGUGAAUGAUGAAUAAUUUUUGGAAAGCGACAAUUGUCUUGGGUGCCUUCAUCGCAGCAGCACAAUGCCUGACCUGUCGUCAGUGUCCCAUUGGCAUCUUUGGAACAUGCUUCCUAUCAAAAGAUGUCACUUGUACUAAUACAAAUCAGAGCUGCUUCACAGGAGAUGCACUGUUCAGCGCUGCUGGGGGGCUGAAGCUGCACACCCGCGGCUGCCUGGAGUCGGAUCUGUGCGGGGCGUCGCUGAACGGCUCCAUCCUCAGUGUGGCCUACAGCACCUCUUUCCAGUGUUGUAACACAGACGUGUGUAACGGAGCCACUUCCAUCCAGCUCCCACUCACUGUGGCUCUCUUUGCUGCUCUCCUGGCCUCCCUGUGGAGCUUCUGGGAGAUGUAGUUCUUUGUGAUAUGCCUCAAUACUCAAACUGCUUGAAUCCAUAGUUAAUCAGUAUAUUAUCUCCUGUGAUUUAUCCUGUUUGCUUUGAAAUCAAACAAUAAUUGAAAUGAAAUUUAAUAAAUAAAUAGCAUCAGUGUG